AGAGGGACCUUCCUGUGCCAGCCCCGGCCGACACUUGGGUCCCCAGCCCGGCUCCCGGCCUGUGUGUGCGCAGGGCGAGUCCCCGGCUGCAGCCCCGGGCCCCCCAGGGCGGGCCGGAUUUCCAACCCCCAGACCAGCCGUGAGUCCCAGAUGGAGCCAGAGGUAGAGCCGUGCACGCUGGAUCCCCGGUGCUCCAGUGACAGCCACGUCCCAGCAGGCACAGGUAAAGCGUUAAUCACCGAGGCCCAGCUGUUGAAAGCAUGGAACAGGCACGUGUGGUGGAUGAUUAUAAGCGCUAGAAGCUGGCGACGAGGCGCAGAGCGGGGACAAGGAGGGGAGUCCUGGCCCGGAGGACGGGGCGCUGUCAAGCGGGUCCGAGUGGGAGUUGUCCCCCAGCCCCGACCAGGAAUGGCCACCAAUGACGCUCCCUGCUGCCAACUCAGGGAAACCCUACAACUGUGCCGACUGCGGCAAAGCCUUCACCUGGCCCUCGCACCUGGUGCAGCACCGGCGCAUACACACGGGUGAGCGCCCUUACCGCUGUGCCGACUGCGGCAAAGGCUUCGCCGACAGCUCGUCCCUAGUUAAGCACGGCCGGACCCACACGGGAGAGCGCCCCUACACCUGCCCCCAGUGUGGCAAAGGCUUUGUGGACAGCUCGUCGCUCACCAAGCAUGCCCGUACCCACACAGGCGAGCGCCCCUACUGUUGCCCCAGCUGUGGGCGCAGCUUCGCCGACAGCUCCCGGCUGGCCCAGCACCGACGCACCCAUGCUGGGGAGCGACCUUACCGCUGCCCCGACUGUGGGAGGGCAUUCGGCCGUCGGGCACACCUGAUUGAGCACCGGUACACCCACACUGGCGAGAAACCCCACCGCUGCCACCAGUGUGGCAAAGGGUUCAGCCAGAGCUCCAACCUGACGCAGCACCAGAAGACCCACCUGGCGGAGAAGCCUUUCAUCUGCCCACAGUGCGGGAAGGGGUUCUGUCUGCACUCCCAGUUGGCCAAACACCAGCGGCUGCACAGCCCUGACAACCCCCACCGCUGUCCCCAGUGCCACAAGGGCUUUGUGGACCGAUCACCGCUCCUUAAGCACCUGAGGAUCCACACCGGGGAGCGGCCCUUCCGGUGCACUGAGUGUGGGAAGACUUUCAGCAUGAGUUCACACCUCACACAGCAUCAGCGAGUCCACACUGGUGAGAAACCCCACCGCUGCCACCAAUGCGGCAAGGCGUUUGCCCAGAGCUCCAACCUGACACAGCACUUGCGCACCCAUACUGGGGAGCGCCCGUACAAGUGCCCGAAAUGUGGCCGAGCCUUCAGUGAUAGCUCCAGCUUCUUGAGGCACCAGCGGCUGCACAGUGGGGAGCGGCCCUACUGCUGCCACCAAUGCGGCAAGGGCUUCGCUGAUGGCAAGGUGCUGCGCAAGCACCAACUGACCCAUAGCGGUGAGCGGCCCUUUGCCUGUGGGCAGUGUGGCCGCACCUUUGCCCAGAGCUCCAACCUGGUGCAACACCAGGCCAUCCACACCGGGGAGCGGCCCCACCGCUGCCACCAAUGUGGCAAAGGGUUCUGCUUUCCCUCGCAGCUGGCGCAGCAUCAGAAGCUCCAUGCCACUAUUAUUGUGGUGGACGAUGGUGAUAAUGAACUCCCCUCCCCACCUGCCAACUAAGCCCCUCCAUUCCCCGGCUUCCCUGGGUGGGGAUUGAACCCGGGACUCCUCUGUUGCUUGAGUUACCAGGCCAAGAGGGUGAUACAGACUUGUAAUCCUUUAUCCAGCCACUAGAGAGGGACAGGGAGCAGGUGUAGUGCUAGAGCUGAUCAAGGGACAGAAAGAAAAACAGUUUCACUAAGUCAAUUUGGUUCUGGAACAAGACACCUUUUUUCUUUUAAUCAAAAUUGUUGGUGAUAUUUUCCCCCCCAAAAGUCAUGUGACUAUAGAAAAAUCUCAGCUUUUUAAAAAAGUCAUUUUCUGAUCCUCAUGGUUGGGGAGAAAAGCUGGGAAAAUUACUCCAAAUGGCUCAGAAUCGUGACUAAACAGACCCUUACAUUUAUGAUUUUCAACAUCUCAUGAUGUUUUUAAGCCAUGAUUAUUCUGGGGGCUGACUCAUGAUUUGUGAUUGCUUAGAGUGGCCAGGCUGGUGGGGUUAAAUUUUGGAGGCAUUUGUGAACCCGCUCCAAUCCCAAUGGAGUUGGUGGAAUUUGUUCAUGUGUCUCACAGUUGUGAAGGGUUUAGGAAUCCACCAGAGGCUGAAUUUAUAGCCAGGAUUCUAAGGCUCAGGUGUAAUUCGUGGGCUUAAUGCCUGUGGCCAUGUCUCCCUCUAGUGCACAUCCCUGGCUACGAUAACAUCCCACUGCUCACUCACAGCUGGGGGAGCUACCCCUUUGGCUCAGGGUAGCAUGGGAUCAUGCAUUUGGGUUGGGAUUGGGUCUAACGGGUGAGAGCUGGUCAGGAAAUGGUUUGUGUGUCCCCAUGAAAUUUUUUAAUGAAAACAAGGUUGGGAAAAAUGUGUUUCCUUGAAAUUUUUCAUCUAAACGUUUGUGGAAAAUGUUUAGGGCUUUUGUCAACAAACCUAAAGGUGAGAAAAUUUGGGUUCAUAGAAUAUCAGGGUGGGAAGGGACCUCAGGAGGUCAUCUAGUCCAACCCCCUGCUCAAAGCAGGACCAAUCCCCAAUUUUUGCCCCUGAUCCCUAAAUGGCCCCCUCAAGGAUUGAACUCACAAGCCUGGGUUUAGCAGGCCAAUGCUUAAACCACUGAGCUAUCCCUCCCCCUCAAAACCUAAACACUUUCCAGGUAUUUUUCAAUGAAUCCCACCAACUUUUCCAUGGAAUGGAAAUUUCUAGGGGGGAAAAAAAAUCUGUUUUGUCCAAAAAAAAAAAACAGGGGGCUGGGGACGGGACAGACCAGCAUUUGAUCAGCUUUGGAAGAGAGUCAUGUGCCCAAAUUCCUUCAGAUCCUGUAACAAUCACCUUUGGGGGCUGAGACCCCAUGAGUUGGAUAUACAAGAAUAAACAACACAUCACAAUGGAAUUGGCUCCUUGCUUUUCAAGACUUUUUGGAAGUGUCACUCCUAUUUGCUUGAAACCUCCCUGGUUUUAUAUAUAUUAUGUAUAUAUAUUUGUAAUAUGAAAAUUAACAUUUUCCUCCAUUCUUUUCCCAAAACUUUUAUGUAUUUAGUUUUUUAGAAAACUAACACUUAGAAAUAGCACUUAGGGAAGAUUAGAAAUAACAACCUACACUUUUUGUUUUAUUUGUUAAAACACAAAACAAAAAACGAACAAUAAAAACCAAGGAAUGGUUUGUUUUCCCCAGGCAAAAAACUUUGUUAACUGCAGGAUUCUAAGAAUAGUAUCAAACAAAUUGAGGGAUCAUAGAAUCAUAGAAUAUCAGGCUUGGAAGGGAUCUCAGGAGGUCACCUAGUCCAACCCCUUGUUCAAAGCAGGACCAACCCCUAAUUUUUGCCCCAGAUCCCUAAUGGAUAGCCAUUAAUAACCUUAACUCCGCCUUUCAGGAAGUGUUUUGUUAAAGACUGAACUACUGUUGUUAGGACUCCACCACUUGGAUUUGGAUGUUAGGAGUUAGCCUUCCCAGCUGGGAUUUUUCAAAGGAGUUGAAGAGAAUUUGGUUUCUAAAUUCAAUGGGAUUAAAUUAAUCAGAGUGAACUGAUAUUUUGUAAGCAAAACAUAUUCCUGGCAAAAAAUGAAGUUUAGUGAAAAAUGGAGUUUUUCUCAUGAAAACGUUAUUUUCAACAAAAAAAUUUGACUGGUGAUCACAAAAUGCACAUUUUUGUUUAAUUUCAAAUUGGAUUUUUUUGCUUUGCUCUCCUCUCAUCAAACACGCUUUCUGUCUCACUUCUACUUUCACCCAUCAUUUGCAGUGAGGAAAAAAGGAGGGGAGAGAAAAAUAAUCCAAAAAUCCCCAAAUUGAAAACUUUUUUUUUUGAAAAUCCAGACCGAAAUUGUGAUUUGAAAAUAAAAUGUUUUUACAUUUCUUUCUUUCUUUUCUUUCUCAAAAAAAUGAAAUUUUUCAUGGUGAAAAAUUUUGUUAUUUUAACAAGUUCUAGAUCAGAUUUCCUGAGGGGAUUUCAAGAUCUUUUGUAUGCUGGAAAUCUGCCCUGAUUCAAGAUAUCCCCUUCACCAAUAGAAGUAAUGAUUUCCAUAGUCUUCCUUAGGGGUUUACAUUGGGACAGAUACAUGAGGAGCAGCUGGAAUCAGCACAAAUCCCAAUUUAGACAAUGUUUGGGUUAAACUCUUCUUUCCUGAAUCCUCCAUAACCAUAUUUAUUAGGUGCCACUUUAGAGGCACCUAAGAAUCUCUUCUCAGAUGCAUCCAGGACCUGGCUGCUUCUUGUGACGAGUUGAUAGAAGCCGUAAUUGCUAUGAUCCUUUCAGGAUUGGACCUCUGUUGCCUAAAAGGUUUGGGACAUCUUUAAAAGGGCUUGAUUCUGAAUAAAGGGUUGAGCACUUUUCCUCCCAAAAUCAGGCCCCCUUUAAGGUAUUGAGCUGGGGCACACACAGCCUCAAAAUCUCUAGUCACUUCUGAAAAUCUUGGCAGAAGGUAUUAAGUCCAAACUCCCAAAUAUCUGCGGUAUUUGUUCACUUUUAGCUACAGCAUUCUAACAGUGCCGUCAGAAAUGGAGGGAUGUGCACUCAUGACCUUAACUCUGCCCUGGAGGAUGAAUUUUGCUUUUAACUCAAGGACUCUAACAAUGAUGCAGCAAAUUAAGGGAUAUUUGUUAUUAACCUCACCUGUGCCCGUCAUAGGUUAUAUUUAUCUGUGGGUUUAGCAACAACUGCUAGCAUCUGAUGUAGGGUUGCCAUUCUUCCAGGAUUGUCCUGGAGUCUCCAGGAAUUAAAGAUUCAUCUUUAAUUAAAGAUUAUGUCAUGAUGAAACCUCCCGGAAUACGUCCAAAUAAAAUUGGCAACCCUAAUCUCAUGAGGAGGUGGGACUUGGAUGUUACCAAGCUGCAUUUGUUUAAUGUUUUCUACUUGCCAAACCCUCUUCCAAACUUUUUUCCUUUGGAAUAUCUUUUUCAGUCCCUCUUUUGUUUGCACCUUGCCAUAAAUCCUGUCUGGUUCAGUUACAUGUGGGUUUCUAUUUUUCUCUCUUUAUUCCAUUAAUAAGACUUGCCAUUUCAAUAAGCAGUUCCCUGCAUUUUUGUCCUGGUUCUGGGUCGAGUUUUUAUUUGUUUCUUUCUUUCUUUGGUGGUUUUUGUUGUUGUUUAACAAUUUUAACUCAGACAUCUUUUCUCCAAACUGCUGCUCAGUCAUUUGAUUUCUCAAAAGAACAAAAAAGAUG
Molecule: messenger RNA, 5297 nt
Organism: Chelonia mydas (Green sea turtle)
Lineage: Eukaryota; Metazoa; Chordata; Testudines; Cheloniidae
Product: zinc finger protein 135
Exons: 4
Coding region: 419-1672 (417 amino acids)
Biological process (GO): regulation of transcription by RNA polymerase II
Molecular function (GO): DNA-binding transcription factor activity, RNA polymerase II-specific; RNA polymerase II cis-regulatory region sequence-specific DNA binding
Source: RefSeq, a predicted model, not a curated record